This is a messenger RNA of Polistes dominula (European paper wasp), 1486 nucleotides long. It is a transcript of the gene morgue, whose product is annotated as modifier of rpr and grim, ubiquitously expressed. The record is from RefSeq and is a predicted model, not a curated record. NCBI's taxonomy places the organism in Eukaryota, Metazoa, Arthropoda, Insecta, Hymenoptera, Vespidae. Gene Ontology annotation, molecular function: protein binding.
UUAAGAUUACAUACUGAAAGCUAUCCAAGGAUUUAGAACUCGUAACCAAUAAUAAACAGGAGUAGUUUGUUUAUGAAGUUAUAGAUUUAAUGAAGUGCAAUGGAUUUCUAUAGUGUUUCUACAAGAUAUUCAUCUUUAUAAUUAUUGUUUACUGCAACUUAAAUCAAAAUGGCUGGUGAUAGAAUUGUUCCUUGUCCAGAAUUUCAAUUUUCGACUACUGCUUGUUAUAUCUGCAAUGGAUAUUAUGGCCCAUGUUUCGAAGAACCUGUUUGUGCAACAUGUCACGCAUUCUUAUUUCCCAACGAUAUUGGAUUAUUUCAAGUUCCAAUAUUUAGCGAGAAAACAGAUGAUGAAGAUUCAGGCAACGACGAACCAACAGAUCUUUAUUAUAAUCAUGAACGAAGAACUAGCCAGCAACAACAAAAUUCUCCACAAAAUGUGAAUAAUUCCAAUGUGUCUAAUAAUCAUAAUGUACCCGUUAACAAUAUUAAUAAUUUUCCUAAUGUGGAAGCAUUUCGAGUUGAUUAUGGACAGAAUUUGGAACACGUACAACAAUAUCAACAUUGUCAGGAUAAUAAUUGUAGACAGUACGAAGAAGUUGGAGAACCAUCUAGCCCUUAUAAUUUGUCAGAAAGAUUAGAAAUGUUGACAAAUCCUAAGCAUAUCGAACAUGAACCUAUCAAUGAGCCCGGUCUUGUAGAAAGUUUACCACCGGAAGUUCUAUUAGCUGUAUUUUCUCAUCUCGACGAUGUAAGUCUUUGGUCAGCUGCAAAUGUUUGUCGCAGAUGGUGUGGUUUAUUAUCGACACAUUUGACACCACAACAGUGGCAACAAAAUGUAAAAAUGCGUUGGCCUUUAUAUAGACCUAUUGGAUGCGUUAACAAUUGGUACAAAGUGUACGAUCAACUUGCUUCUUCUGCACCAUGUAGAACAUGUUUAGCUCAAACUUCAUUACGAACUAGAGCACCGAGAAUGGAAGAAUAUUAUUGGAGGCGAAAUAGAUUACUCAGCGAAUUGAAAAGUUUAAGAAUGGAUCCUCCGGAAGGUAUAGAAGCUACGCCGUUGGAUCAAAUGUGUUGUCACUGGCAGGCUACGAUUACUGGACCAGUGGGUAGUCCCUAUGAGGGAGGAUUGUUUUAUUUGUAUUUACAAGUACCGUAUAGUUAUCCAAUGUGUCCACCAGUUGUAAGAUUUCUCACAAAAAUACUACAUCCAAAUGUCUCAAGACAUGGAGAUGUUGGAAUAGAUUCUAUACAUCAUAAUUGGUCUCUGGCUCUUACCAUAUCAAAGGUGCUUAUAAGCGUGCAAAGUUUACUCACGGAUCCAUAUUGUCAGGUAUGUAUGGAGCCGGAAUUAGGUGAAAUGUAUAUGAACGACCGUGAAAAAUUUGAAGAAGUAGCUAGGGCAUGGACGUGGAGGUACGCGAUGCACGACGUUAUAACACCAUCUUAAUGUAUAACCAAAUAAUAAAAUAUUAUCUACAUAA